UUGGCUUGUCACGCAUGUCACUUCUUGGCUUGUCACGCAUGCCUCUUCUUGUGUCACACACGUCACUUCUUGGCUUGUCACGCAUCUAUACUACCUCAAAACCGGAUAAAAAAACCUUGCUUCCUAAAACUCUGUUAAGAUACUGAAACAAGUUAGUUAGGCGAGUUGGGCUCAAGUUAACUGGGUCGAUUGGUACAGAUUAGCUGCACAUACAUAUGACGUCUUCUGCAUGAACGGAUAUCGCUUAGUAUUCAUAUGCUUGAUGGAAUUCACUCAAGAAUAAUAAAGAACCAAAACUACAAUCAAAACAGCGUUGUAUUUUUGCGAAAAAGUUCUAGUUAAUGGGGAAUGGCUACGGGAAAAGCUAAAGGAAGCGAAUAAUGGUUCAACUCUUAGAGGUAGCCCAAGCGUAAUGUGGACCGUUUUGCUGUUUUUUCUCGCGUUAGUGCGAAUUUCGUUGGCCGCGCCAGUUCCAGUACCGCACGUCCGGCUGGUAGGUGGGUCUCUUCCCAGUGAAGGCCGCGUAGAGGUUCUUCAUGAUGGAGCCUGGGGCACUGUCUGUGACGAUGAGUGGGACAUUAAGGACGGUAACGUGGUCUGCAGGUCCCUCGGCUAUCGCUUCGCGCUACAGGUUAAAAAAUACGGCAGCUUUGGUCCGGGAUCUGGUCCGAUUCACAUGGACAACGUUAGAUGUAAAGGAACCGAGAAAACCCUCACUGACUGCGAACACGUGGGGUGGGGUGACAGCGACUGCUUCCAUUCAGAAGACGCAGGAGUUGUUUGCUAUGAGCACUCAGCUCCUCCAUUGCAAUGGCGUCUUGUCGGAGGGAACACACCAUACGAAGGUCGCGUCGAGGUGUCACUCAACGGAACGUGGGGCACACUCUGUGACACGUUGUGGGACAUGAAGGAGGCAGAUAUUGUGUGCAGAACGCUGGGGUUUCAAGGAGCAAGAAAAGAGUUAGCAAAGGAAAAAAUUAAGAAAACCAAAGGUCGCAAAAUCACGCACUUGAACUAUCUCCUUUGUGACGGCGAUGAGAAGUCGCUGGAAGAUUGUGCUCAUGCCGGCUGGUUAUCAGAUCAACAGUGUCCAGGAGAAGACGUGCGCGUGAUAUGUGAGCCUGACGAUAUCCAGUUAGCGCCUACACAAGCGGUGACUGCAGCAAGUCCUCAGGUGGUGUCGGUUAAAAUGUCAACUAAAUCCACUGUAACUGCGCCAGCAACCAGAAUAAUCAUGACAAACCAACCAAUGACAGGAGAGGCUAUGACAAACCAACCAAUGACAGAAAAGACAAUGACAAACCAACCAAUGACAGAUGAGCCGACAAAUCAACCAACAAUAGAAAAGGCGACAAACCAACCAAUGACAAAUCAGCCAAUGACAGAAGAGUCAAUGACAAAUCAGCCAACGACAGAGGAGGCGAUGACAAGUCAACUGAUAACAGAAGAGGCGAUGACAAACCAACCAAUGACAGAAGAAGCGAUGAAAAAUGAACAAAUGACAGAAGAGGCAACAAACCAACCAAUGACAGGAGAGGCGAUGACAAACCAACCAAUGACAGGAGAGGCGAUGACAAACCAACAUAUGACAAAAGAGGCGAUGACAAAUCAGCCAACGACAGAUGAGGCAAUGAAAACUCAACCAAUGACAGAAAAAGCGAUGACAAAUCAGCCAAUGACAGAAGAGGCGAUGACAAAUCAGCUAAUGACAGAAGAGGCGAUGAAAAACCAACCAAUGACAGGAGAGGCGAUGACAGAUCAGCCAAUGACAGAAGAGGCGAUGACAAAUCUGCCAAUGACAGAAGAGGCGAUGAAAAAUCAGCCAAUGACAGGAGAGGCGAUGACAAAUCAGCCAAUGACAGAAGAGGCGAUGAAGAAUCAGCCAAUGACAGGAGAGGCGAUGACAGAUGAACCAAUGACAGAAGAGGCGAUGACAAAUGAACCAAUGACAGAAGAGGCGAUGACAAACCAACCAAUGACAGGAGAGGCUAUGACAAAUGAACCAAUGACAGAAGAUGCGACGACAAACCAACCAAUGACAGGAGAGGCGAUGACAAAUGAACCAAUGACAGAAGAGGCGUUGACAAAUCAGCCAAUGACAGAAGAGGCGAUGACAAAUGAGCCAAUAACAGGAGAGGCGAUGACAAAUGAACCAAUGACAGAAGAGGGGUUGACAAAUCAGCCAAUCACAGGAGAGGCGAUGACAAAUAAGCCAAUGACAGGAGAGGCGAUGACAAGUGAACCAAUGACAGAAGAGGCGAUGACAAAUCAGCCAAUGACAGGAGAGGCGAUGACAAAUGAGCCAACGACAAAAGAGGCGAUGACGAAUGCACCAAUGACAGGAGGGGCGAUGACAAACCAACCAAUGACAGGAGAGGCGAUGACAAAUCAGCCAAUGACAGAAAAGACAAUGACAAAUCAGCCAAUGACAGAAGAGGCGAUGACAGAUCAGCCAAUGACAGGAGAGGCGAUGAAAAACCAACCAAUGACAGAAGAGGCGAUGACAAAUCAGCCAAUGACAGGAGAGGCGAUGACAAAUCAGCAAAUGACAGAAGAGGCAAUGACAAAUCAGCCAAUGACAGGAGAGCUGAUGACAAAUCAGCCAAUGACAGGAGAUGCAAUGACAAAUGACCCAAUGACAGAAGAGGCGAUGACAAAUCAGCCAAUGACAGGAGAGGCGAUGGCAAACCAACCAAUGACAGGAGAGGCGAUGACAAAUGAGCCAAUGACAGAAGUGGCGAUGACAAAUCAGCCAAUGACAGGAGAGGUGAUCACAAAUGAGCCAAUGACAGGAGAGGCGAUGACAAAUGAGCCAAUGACAGGAGAGGCGAUGACAAAUGAGCCAAUGACAGAAGUGGCGAUGACCAAUCAGCCAAUGACAGGAGAGGUGAUGACAAAUGAGCCAAUGACAGUUGAGGCGAUGACAAAUCAGCCAAUGACAGGAGAGGCGAUGACAAACCAGCCAAUGACAGGAGAGGCGACGACAAACCAGCCAAUGACAGAAGAGGCGAUGAAUAACCAUCAAAUGACAGAAUUGGCAAUGAAAAACCAUCAAAUGACAGAAGAAUCAAUGACAAACCAACCAAUGACAGAAGUACCUAUGGAGACGGUAACAGAAAAUCAAGUCGCAGAAAAAACAAUGACAAAAAAACCAACGACGAUAAAGCAAACCACAAGCCAUCCUUCAACACAGAGGUUACCUUUGACUCCAGUCCAGAGUAACUUCAUCCGGUUGAGUGGAGGCAAGAAACCGAGCGAAGGUCGAGUGGAGGUGUUCUACAAUAACACGUGGGGAACCGUAUGCGACGAUUCAUGGCAGAUGAAGGACGCGAAUGUUGUCUGCCGGAUGCUGGGGUUUCCUUAUGCGCUCCAGUACACACAAACGUCUUCAUUCGGAGGUGGCUCGGGCCCGAUCUGGAUGGACAACGUUGGUUGUCGUGGUAACGAAAGCUCCCUGGCUGACUGCCAGUUUAACGGCUGGGGUGUCCAUAACUGCGACCAUGAGGAGGAUGCUGGCGUGGUCUGCAACGAUGGCACAGUUGAUAUCAUGAUCCGUCUCGCCGGCGGAAAGCGCCCCACGGAGGGCCGAGUGGAAGUUGCUAUAAACGGGGUCUGGGGCACAGUCUGUGACGACUUCUGGAGCCUCGACAGCGCCCGCGUUGUAUGCCGGUCCUUAGGUUUUCCAGGCGCCAAGCGGGCGCACAGUAACGCGUACUUUGGCGCGGGGACUGGGCCUAUUCAAUUAGAUGACGUCAUUUGCGAUGGCAGCGAGACUUCACUGACAGAGUGUGAACGCAACGGUUUGGGCUUGAAGUAUUUCUGCGGUCAUCACGAGGACGCAGGGGUUGAGUGCGAGGAGCCCAUUACUACGCCAGAGCCCACAACAAAGAAAAUCACAACCCCAGUUCCAUCAACAUCAUCCCCUACGCCAGAACCAUCUAAAACAGCCCGAACUAGCAUGGCGACCGAGGUUAACCAAUCAACCACCGCAAGAUUAUUAAAAACUGCACGAGGUAGCAUGACGACCGAGCCUCGGCCCACGAGCAUCUCUAAUCAGACAACGAGAAAAGCGACAGCUGGCAGUAUGAGCAUGCGCACUAGCUUCGUAACUAGCUCCACGCGAGUCACUUCCUCACCCACAACAGUCAAAGCUACCAGUAGAAGUACACGAACUAAAUUCGUACCUCGAAUCACGCGAGUCACUGCCUCGCCCACUAGAGAAGCAAGACAAUAUGAAGUCCGUCUCUCCGAUGGCAAGACUCCUUACGAAGGCCGCGUCGAAAUUUACUAUAACGGAAAGUGGGGCACAGUCUGUGACGACAGCUGGGGUAUAGACGACGGUCACGUGGUCUGCAGGUCACUCGGUUAUGCGUCGGCACUGCAGUCCAAAACCAAGGCCUACUUUGGUCCAGGUACUGGUGUGCCUAUACACCUGGACGACGUGGGGUGCACGGGGAAGGAGACCGGCCUGGAAGACUGUCGGCACAAGGGAUGGGGUGUGCAUAACUGCGGUCACCAGGAAGACGCGGGGGUGGUGUGCAACGACGGCUCAGUUCCCGUACACUUUACCCGACUAGUCGGCGGAAAGACCUUCUUGGAAGGCCGCGUGGAAGUCUACCAUAAUGGUGCCUGGGGCACAGUUUGUGAUGACGAGUGGAGCAUCAGUCUCGCUAACGUCGUGUGCAGGUCUCUCGGAUUCUCAUUCGCCCUCCAAGUGCGAGAUAGGGCCGCUUUCGGCGAGGGUACUGGCCCGAUACACAUGGAUAACGUCCACUGUACCGGAAGUGAGAUGUCGCUUGUCAAGUGUGGCCACCGAGGCUGGGGAAUAAGCAACUGCCAGCAUAAAGAAGAUGUCGGGGUUGUGUGCAGCGAGAGACAAGCCCAAGUGCGACUUGUCAACGGUGACACUCCCCUGGAGGGGCGUGUCGAACUAUCCUACCUCCCAGACACCUGGGGCACAGUCUGCGAUGACUCAUGGGAUAUCCAAGAUGCACACGUGGUCUGUCGUAGCCUUGGUUACCACCAUGCCGUUAGGGCUAUCGGGAAUGGGUUCUUUGGGCGUGGCCGAGGGGAUAUCUAUCUGAGUGCCUUGAGGUGCAGGGGUACAGAGAAGUCCUUGGUAGAUUGCGAGCACACAGGGUUCCAUAGGGUUCCCGGAUGUGGCCAUAUCGACGAUGCGGGGGUCGUGUGUGCCAACCAAUCAGAGGCGAAGACAGCCUCACCGGCACGUGACACUGAUGUCCCCAAGCAUCGCACGCGUCUGGUUGGAGGGCGUGGCCCGUACGAAGGCCGCGUAGAAGUGUGGUAUGGAGAGGAAUGGGGCACAGUCUGUGACGAUGAGUGGGAUUUCAAUGACGCGAAUGUCGUGUGUAAAUCCCUCGGGUUUCCCGCGGCUAAGGUGUUCCACCGUUACGCGCGGUACGGGCAGGGUGCCGGUCGAAUACUGCUGGAUAACGUGGAAUGUACGGGGAGUGAGAGGUCGGUGGUGGAGUGUCCACAUCAAGGAUGGGGAGUGCAGAAUUGCCACCAUAGCGAGGAUGCUGGUGUAGAAUGCAGGACAGAGACUUGGACAGAACUUCCAACAACUUCUAUCACUACUACAACAAAGACACCGACAGCAACAAGUAGAGCAACCACAACUGAAGCAGCAACAUCUGGAGCAACCACAACCGAAGCAGCCACAACUGAAGCAACCACAGCUACCACAACUGAAGUACCUACGACAAGCAAAGAAAGGCCGUCUUCUAGACCAACAAUGACGAAAUCAUCAUCAACAACAACGUUCACCACAACGAGACCGCUGACUCCCGAAAUAAUAGGCGCAAAUGAGCCGCAACGGACAACCAAGAUACCUACAAAAGAUGGCCCUCACGUCCGUCUACGACUAAUGGACGGCAAGCGUGCAAGCGAGGGUCGAGUCGAGGUCUUGUAUGACGGUGAAUGGGGCACGAUCUGCGAUAACUUGUGGGACGUGAUGGAUGCGCACGUGGUUUGCCGAUCCCUAGGAUAUCACAGCGCGCGAAAACACAAGGGCUUUGCAUUUUUCGGUCACGGGGAAGGGCGUGUCCUUCUAGAGGGGGUGCAGUGCACCGGCAAGGAGGAUUACCUGGAUCAUUGUCCCCAUAUGGGAUGGGGUGUGACAGGGUGUGGUCACCAUAAGGACGCUGGAGUCAUGUGCUAUGAGGAGGAACCGCCCACCACCCAAGAGCUGCUUACUCCUCCUAUAACGCAGUCUAAGAAGAAAGCGUCCUACGGAGAUAUUCGUUUGGUUGGAGGCUUUCGCCCGAGUGAAGGCCGCGUUGAGAUCUACCACAACGGAGUCUGGGGCACAGUCUGUGAUGACCAAUGGGAUAUCAACGCUGCUCACGUGGUAUGUCGGUCGCUUGGAUACCGGCGGGCACUGGAGUUUAAAGUCUAUUCACAUUUCGGAAAAGGCGAAGAACCGACAUGGCUCGAUGAUGUCGUAUGUCGGGGAUCGGAGAAGUCGUUGAAUGAGUGUCGGCAUGCCGGAUGGGGAGUGGAGAACUGCGCUCAUUCCGAGGAUGCUGGUGUCGUGUGUGAAGAAGACGUGCCUUAUACUUCAAAAAUCCCCACGCAUCGCACUCGGCUGAUAGGAGGCAGCCGCCCAAGCGAGGGCCGCGUCGAGGUCUUCUACAACGGGGCCUGGGGCACAGUCUGUGACGAUCUUUGGGACGAGGCUGAUGCGUCAGUAGUGUGCAAAUCGCUUGGGUACCCAGGCGCGCGCAGCUUCAAAACCAUGGCGUACUUUGGGCGUGGUUCUGGUCCUAUAGUCCUGGAUAACGUAGAGUGCCGUGGGUAUGAGGAUGCGAUAGGCGAGUGUCCGAGUCGCGGAUGGGGAGUCAGUAACUGCGGGCACAAGGAAGACGCGGGAGUGGUCUGCAUGGACGAUAACCCAGAUUCAAAAACCGAACAGCCUCUCUUUAAUGGCCAUACUCAAGCCCUACCGAGACAAACCUUAUCCUCCGAAAACGCUGCUAUUCGUACUCGACUCGUCGGUGGAAUUCGUCCGAGCCAGGGACGCCUGGAGGUAUUCUACGACGGCCGGUGGGGAACCGUAUGUAACGACCUGUGGUCCGACACAAACGCUAACGUCGUGUGCAAAUCCCUCGGUUUCGGAGAAUCUCACGGACUCGGAUUCAUGUUCGGUGCCGGGAGUGGUCCGAUCCUAAUGGAUGACGUCAUUUGCUCUGGGAACGAGGCUUCGCUGGUGGAUUGUUCCCACAGGGGGUGGGGUGUGGAGGAUUGUGAACAUCGUGAAGAUGUCGGCGUGGUGUGUAGUGAGAAUGCGCUGGCAAGGACUACGCCGACCUCAGCUCAAAAAAACCCAGCUCCCCUGUCCACUACAGUAACACCCACCACCCAAAUUCCAACAACAGCCUCCUUGCCAACUACUACUGCAAGGCCAUCAACACCCGCAGAGACAACAAUACAGUCUACAACAUCCCCCGAAACAACAAUACAGUCUACAACAUCCCCCGAAACAACAAUACAGUCUACAACAUCCCCCGAAACAACAAUACAGUCUACAACAUCAACAUACAACAAACUGCGCACUCGUCUGGUUGCCGGCAACAUUCCCAGCGAGGGCCGAGUGGAAGUUCUGAAUGACGGGGUCUGGGGCACAGUCUGCGAUGACCUUUGGAGCAUGGAGGAUGCGCACGUGGUUUGCAGGUCUUUGGGUUUCCAAGGCGCAAGGGAUUACAAGAGCCACGCCUUCUUUGGUCGCGGCACCGGGCCCAUUUGGCUGGACGGUGUGCGGUGUCGUGGCUCAGAAGAGUCCGUCCUCGAGUGCGAACAUCGCGGGAUCGGGAUCCAUAUGUGUGGACACCAUGAAGAUGCCGGAGUGGUCUGCAUUACUUCGCAGUAGCACAAGUAAUCGUUGAAAUACAAGAAAACUACUGCAAACACAAACUUCCAUUGAGACCCAGGGAUAACUCCCCCCGUUUUGGUGAACACAGAAGUCCGUCCCUGAUGCUCAUAAUGGGUUUUGUGUGCUUAUAGAUGAACCAAGCUCACUUCCCAUACCGGGUUCACUGUGCUUAUAGAUGAACCAAUCCCACUUCCUUGACAUCGAAACGUCACUCUAAUUCUCCACAGAAAACCCACAAGAGAAUGAGAGGGGCUACGCUGAAUGAACAAGGCAAUAUCUGGUAGUGCUUAAAAAUGUAUCAAAAGCUUAUAUGCAUCAAUAAAUUCUGUUCUAUUUUCCAA
Molecule: messenger RNA, 8232 nt
Organism: Nematostella vectensis (starlet sea anemone)
Lineage: Eukaryota; Metazoa; Cnidaria; Anthozoa; Actiniaria; Edwardsiidae
Product: deleted in malignant brain tumors 1 protein
Exons: 30
Coding region: 413-7888 (2491 amino acids)
Cellular component (GO): membrane
Source: RefSeq, a predicted model, not a curated record